UGCAGAAUGCUGAUCGGCUGUUUGGUGCUUCUCGGAAUAAUUUUCCAGACCCUGGGUGCGGAGCAGGUGCUGGAGGAGGACACCGUACAGCGCUAUUCGAGGUCUGUGGAGACUAUGGACGAAUUGCUACUAUUGGAGGGAUAUUUGGCUCGCAAUCUGGAAAACUUCGCUGAAUAUCUCUCGCGAAAGGCCAAAACCAUACGAUGGGGAAUCUACCAGAUGAGGAAAAGGCACCGGGCUUAUAGAUCAUCUGGGACACAUGUGUUCAAUCCCUUAGAGAGUUACUCCCUCAUUCGACACAUGCAAUCGGACUGGUUAAUGUGGCAAUUGUUCCUGGAAAAGCCUGUUGGUCAAGAGCAAGUGGCCUAUGCAAAUUCAAUCAAGUCUAAAUUGCCACAGGACCAUGACUUUUUCGAUGCAGCUGAGGGGCUAAGAAAACUGCAAGCUACGUAUAAUAUGUCAUCUAAUGACGUAGCCAGGGGCUUGCUAGAUGGUGUGCAAUACAACUCUUCCUUGGCAUCCAUUGAUUGCCUAGCGAUGGCCAAGCAUCUGUUGGGUGAAGGGUGGUUGUUAGAUGCCGAGACAUGGAUUCUUCCAGGUCUUGAAGCUGACGAUGGGGAGGGUGCUCAAACAGAGAUGCAGUUGCUAAGGGGUCCAGUAAAAUCAGAGUUCUACAGAACCCAGGGAAAGGUGCAAAAGGAGCUGGAAAAUCUCACGGGUGCCCUGCAAUCCUAUCAGACUGCCCUCAAACACUCGCCCCAUGACUCGGACAUAUUUAAGGAGUAUCUCAACUUGGAGCGGAGAGCUCUACCACCAUCAGGAAUCGAACCAGAAGAUGAAGAAGACCAGGUUGAUGACCUUCAGUUUUUGCCAGAAUGUUGUAGUGGUCGCUGCGAGGUUGUCCGCAAACUGAGGAGGCUUUAUUGCGUGUACAACCAUGUAACUGCCCCUUUCCUGCGGAUAUCCCCCAUCAAAACGGAGAUUCUCUCGAUCGAACCCUUCGUGGCGUUCCUACACGACAUGGUCUUAGAAAAGGAGAGUGCUCUCAUACGAUCUUCGACCAAGAAACACUUGCUGCCCUCCGCCAUAGUCUCGGUCGAUGCCCCCAAGGGGGAGUACAAGGUCGCCAGCUCACGAACCUCCAAGUCUGUUUGGUGUCCCAACGGCUUCAACAACGCGACCCGGAUGAUAGCCAAGCGCUUGGGAGAGGCCACUGGCCUGGAUAUGUACCAUGCGGAGUUCUUCCAGGUCAUGAACUACGGGUUGGGGGGCUACUUCGAGACACAUAUAGACAUGCUGCUCUCGAACGAAUCCCGAUUCAACGGAACCCGAGAUCGCAUAGCUACCGCACUCUUCUAUCUAAAUGAUGUCCCCCAAGGAGGUGGCACCCAUUUCCCACAUCUCAACCUCACGGUGUUUCCCAAGAAGGGAUCGGUGCUCUUCUGGUACAACCUGGACUUCAAGGGUGAUGACGCCAUGGAUACCCUGCACACAGGAUGCCCGGUCAUCGUGGGCUCCAAAUGGGUUGUGAGUAAGUGGAUCACAGAUGUGGGACAAGAGUUCAGAAGGCCCUGCAUUGACUCGAUUUCCAAAGCUAAAUACUUAAAAUCUGCUGAAAGGCUUUUAAUUUAACUUUACUAUUAUAUUUAGUUCAUUUUGGCUUUAAUAAUAAAAAACUUCUUCGGUGAAA
Molecule: messenger RNA, 1690 nt
Organism: Drosophila biarmipes
Lineage: Eukaryota; Metazoa; Arthropoda; Insecta; Diptera; Drosophilidae
Product: prolyl 4-hydroxylase subunit alpha-1-like
Exons: 7
Coding region: 7-1632 (541 amino acids)
Biological process (GO): peptidyl-proline hydroxylation to 4-hydroxy-L-proline
Cellular component (GO): endoplasmic reticulum
Molecular function (GO): iron ion binding; protein binding; procollagen-proline 4-dioxygenase activity
Source: RefSeq, a predicted model, not a curated record